This is a messenger RNA of Rotaria socialis, 1070 nucleotides long. The record is from the annotation of a GenBank genome assembly. NCBI's taxonomy places the organism in Eukaryota, Metazoa, Rotifera, Eurotatoria, Philodinida, Philodinidae.
AUGACAGAAGAAUAUCUAUUAACUUACAGCUCCACGUGCUUGAAUGAAGGGAGUGGGUUUGGGCAGAGGUCCUUUUUUUGCGACACCCAUACCCACACUCUCGUAGCUGGUGGAAAUGGCUCAGGUGAUGGUCUCAAUCAACUCAACCGGACGACAUAUCUCUUUGUUGAUCGGCAGCAAAAUGUCUACGUGCCAGACAAACCAAAUCAUCGUGUAAUGAAAUGGAAUAAAGGUACAAAAGAAAGUAUUGUUGUCGCUGGAGGACAAGACUACGGGAAUGCUCUGGCACAAUUGACUUAUUCUAAUGAACUCUUCGUUAAUACGUUGGGUACACUCUAUGUAGCAGACCAGGUGAAUCAUCAUGUGAUGCGUUGGACUCUGGGAGACAAGAAACAAGGCACUUUAAUUGUAGAUGGAGAUCGUAAAGGAGAAGGAACAAAUCAGUUCAGCAACCCCAUUGGUUUGUCUUUCGAUCGAUAUGGUAAUCUCUAUGUCGUCGAUAUGAGUAAUCAUCGUGUUCAACGAUUUUCUAUCGAAACAGACUUGUGAAUUGUUUUUUCUUUGUUCGUUUCUUUUUCUAUACUUCUACCACGUAUUUUACAAAGCAUAAUUACUAACACUCCAACGGUAGAGUCAUUGAAAGCUCUUUCUUGCAUAAUAACUUUCAUUUCAAAUAUUUAACGAUCACAUUCAUACCGUUUCAAAUUGAAAUGUCUGAAAAAAACUUCGCAGUCAAUAUCUUCCAUUUGAAGUAUUUGACAGUCCACUUCACUGAUUUCUAUCUAGAAAGAUCACUGAAGAUCUUUCUGGGGUCAUACCAGUUGUUUGAGUUUUUUUUUCUAAGUCUCCUUUAUUGUGUUUCAAUCAGAAGGAUCACUAAAGGUCUUCCCCAUUCUGCCAUUUCCAUUUCAGAUAUUUGAAAGCCCGAUUCAUUGUAUUGCUGCAAAAAGAAUCAUGAAAGAUCCCUUUUGUUCAAUACCCUUAUUCCAGAUAUUUUGAAGCCUCCUUCCUCUCAGCCAAUCAUUAAAGACGCUUAAAGGUCUAUCUCAGUCACUACCAUCCAGUUGAGG